Microbotryum saponariae is the source of this 306-nucleotide messenger RNA. The record is from the annotation of a GenBank genome assembly. Lineage: Eukaryota; Fungi; Basidiomycota; Microbotryomycetes; Microbotryales; Microbotryaceae.
AUGAUGAAGCCGGUCUACACCGUCGGCCGAGCCAUGGCCAUCGUUCGCGUGCCCGACGACGUCGACGUCAGCGAGCUCGGUGAAUCGCGCCUCGUCGUCGUCGCCGAGCUGUAUCCGCCGGUCCAACGUUUGCACGAUGCGAUGCCAUACGUGCGCAUCGAGUCGACGACCCCUGCCGUGCUUCCGUUCGAGGCCGUGGAGAAGCUGCUGGGAGCGUACUACUCGCCACGAGAGCCAAGGAUGUACGUGUUUGAGGAGGUCUUCGACAACGAUGGAUCGACCUUUGUGAAGCUCUUCGAGCCAUAG